CCACCUCCCACCUCGAACUCGCCAUCCAGCUUCAACCUCUCCCGCACGCCCUCAAAAUGUUCCGAACCGCACUCCUCAGGUCCGCAAGGUCAGCCGUGCGCGCUGCACCACGAUGCCAGGCCUCAAUGGCUCGCCCCAUCGCGCGAACCUCUUUCUUCCAGCCCAAGCAGACCUCCCCCACAUACUUCCAGGCUGUACGAUGCUAUGCUGCGAGCGCUGGCCUUUCGAAAGACGAGGUCACUGGAAGGAUAAUGGACCUCCUGAAGAACUUCGAUAAGGUCCAGGACACCUCAAAGCUCAACGCCGAGUCUCACUUCCACAACGAUCUCGGUCUUGACAGUCUCGAUACGGUGGAGGUAGUUAUGGCUAUCGAGGAGGAGUUCAGCAUUGAAAUCCCAGACAAGCAGGCCGAUGCCAUUCACAGCGUCAAGCAAGCGGUGGAGUACAUCUUGGCCCAGCCCGAUGCGCACUAGAUUGCUUCAUGAAGCUGGAAGCGAGAUGUGGUGGACUUGGGAGUUGAUUUGAGCCGGCUCUUCCGGUCUCGUUAUAUAAUUCCAUGCGUGUAAAACAGCCUGGGAUGGCACCGUGUAAAUCUCGAUAGAACCAUACUAUCCACUUCCCAAAUAA
Messenger RNA from Parastagonospora nodorum SN15, 627 nucleotides. RefSeq lists its product as hypothetical. Gene Ontology annotation, biological process: fatty acid biosynthetic process. Gene Ontology annotation, molecular function: acyl carrier activity; acyl binding. NCBI's taxonomy places the organism in Eukaryota, Fungi, Ascomycota, Dothideomycetes, Pleosporales, Phaeosphaeriaceae. Gene Ontology annotation, cellular component: mitochondrion. Bases 57 to 473 code for a protein of 138 amino acids. The record is from RefSeq and is a predicted model, not a curated record. The transcript is spliced from 6 exons.